AAUUGAAACUGCAGUGAAACAAAGGCAUAAUUUUUGAGUGAAGAAGAAAAUUCCCAAUGAUUGCAACACGUUCUGCUUUGAUGCUCCUCAAUCUCCAAAACCCACCAAUUCGCUACCAAUUGUUCUCCCACUUCAAACAUGCUCACACCUCGCUUUCUCUAUUGAAAGCUCGAUCUUUUUCUGUAACAAGAGCCUUUGGAAGCGCUGUUGCAUCAUUAUCACCAGAAGAUUCCAAGGGCAGAGACACUUUCUUUGCAGAAGAAAACGUUUUGUGGAGUUCACUUGGUCUCUCUGAUACCAUUUCUCGAGCUCUCUCUAACAUUGGCCUCAAAAGACCCUCUCUCGUUCAGGCUUCUUCUAUACCAUCUGUGCUGUCAGGGAAGGAUGUAAUUAUUGCAGCUGAGACUGGUAGUGGUAAGACAUACAGUUACCUUGUUCCUCUAAUUGAUAAGCUAAGGGACAGCCAGGAACAUUCUCUACAUGCUGUAUCUGAUCAACAAUUGUCUAGGUCCCGGAAAGUUCUGCUCGUUCUUUGUCCGAAUGUGCAACUAUGUGAGCAGGUAGUUAGGAUGGCUAACAGUCUCUGUGGAGACAAUGGUGAAACUAUAGUUAGUGUUGCAGCCAUUUGUGGCAGACAGGGAUGGCCAAUUCGGGAACCUGAUAUCAUUGUAACAACACCUGCUGCUCUUCUGAAUUAUGUCGACCCUGAUAGGACCCGCCGCAUGGAAUUUAUGCGUGGUGUUAAAUACGUGGUGUUUGAUGAAGCUGAUAUGCUUCUCUGUGGGAGCUUCCAGAAUAAAGUAAUCCGCCUGAUAAAUUUACUCCGCUUUGAUGAAAAACUCUUAUCUAAAGAAUCAGUAGCAGAGUUACCAAUGAAACUGGAGUCGUCCUUGUCAACAGAUGAAGCUUUAAAAGUUGAAGAGGAACUUCCAACCGAAGCCAUCUCAGAGGAGGAGGAGGAUGAUGAUGAUAAUGAGGAUAUUGUUGAUAUUAAUAAUGAAGCUGGAUCUGUUAAACGAAGAGACUGGAGGAGAGUGAGGAAGUAUUAUGAACGUAGUAAACAGUAUAUUUUUGUUGCAGCUACACUUCCAGUGAAUGGAAAGAAAACAGCUGGAGCAAUAUUGAAACAUAUGUUUCCUGAUGCUAACUGGGUUAGUGGAAACUAUCUUCAUUGUCACAAUCCAAGAUUGGAACAAAGAUGGAUAGAAGUUACGGUUGAUACACAGGUGGAUGAACUCAUAAAGGCUGUGAGUCACGAUUUCAGAUCUGAAGAUUUGGACAAUGCUGGUGGCAUUCGCAGAAUAAUGGUGUUCGCCAACACUGUUGAGGCUGUUGAAGCUGUGGCAAAGUUAUUGCUCCGAUCUGGGAUUGAAUGUUCAUGUUAUCAUAAGAAUUGCACAUUGGAGGAGCGAGCACAGACCUUAGUUGAAUUUAACGAGAAAGGUGGUGUUCUUGUAUGUACUGAUGCAGCUGCUCGUGGUGUUGAUAUUCCAAAUGUCUUACAUGUUAUUCAGGCAGAUUUUGCUACUUCUGCAGUAGAUUUUUUGCAUAGGGUUGGUCGUACUGCUAGAGCUGGUCAAUUUGGACUUGUUACUAGUAUGUACACUGAAUCCAACAGGGAGCUUGUUGAUGCAGUUCGUCGAGCAGGGGAGCUUGGUCAACCUGUGGAGAUGGCGUUUAGCAGGAAAAGAAGCUUCCGUAAUAAGCUCAAAAAGAGGGCUGCUAACAAAGUCAGAGAUUCAGCAACCAUUAAAGAGAGUGUUGUAGCAUGACAAUACAUGGGUGAUGUGUUGUAUCUGAAGCAGCAAGGACCAAUGAUAGUGUGAACAACACUAUGGGCUUUUGCUUCGAAGUGUACCAGCUGUUACACAUCUACAUGCCUCAAGAGUAAAUGGCACACAUGCAGCAUGCAUUGAAUGGCAUUUUCCCAUCACCUUUUACUACUGUGUAAAGUAUGAAAAAUAUCCAGUGGGGUAACAUGAUCAUUAAUGUCUGCAUUAAUUAAGUUUCUAGGAAGGUGCUAAUAGUGGGAAACGUUUUCAGGGCCAGUUAAUUUACUUGGUUCUUAUCCUUUUCUUCAUGUAAAUUAUGAGACGAUUGUACUGCUCUCUAUAUUUCUUCUUCACUACGUAUAAUUGUAAUGCAUAAUUCUAAUAAGUCAUAC
Messenger RNA from Gastrolobium bilobum, 2164 nucleotides. RefSeq names its product DEAD-box ATP-dependent RNA helicase 22. Bases 57 to 1772 code for a protein of 571 amino acids. NCBI's taxonomy places the organism in Eukaryota, Viridiplantae, Streptophyta, Magnoliopsida, Fabales, Fabaceae. The record is from RefSeq and is a predicted model, not a curated record. The transcript has 8 exons. Gene Ontology annotation, molecular function: RNA helicase activity; RNA binding; ATP binding. Gene Ontology annotation, cellular component: chloroplast.